UAUGUGACCGGAUGUGUUGUUGAAGCGGUCCGGGCCGACACAGAGUAAGUCGGUACAAUGGCUGGCAGCAGGCUGGAGAGGUUUGGAACUGUGUUCACCCGGGUUCGAGAUCUGAUGCACUCCGGUGUCAUAAAGCCGACAGAGAAACCCAUCUGGUAUGACGUAUACAGAGCUUUUCCACCUAAGAGGGACCCACUUUACGUGAAGCCACAGUCCAGAACCUUCACCAAGAAACAGGAGGCUGUGCCUGAGAUCUUCUACAGAGAGGAUGAAGUUAGAGCGAAGUUCUAUGAGAAGUAUGGGACAGGUGCUCGGCCUUUUGAUCUGUCCAAAUCAAACUUUGUUUCUACAUGUCAGAGGUUUGUGGACAAGUACUCAGCGUUAAAGAGCAACAGUGAGCUGGAUGACUCGGCUCUGUUUGAGCAGACUGGCAAAGUUUUACUCGCAGAAGGCGUCGUGCUGAGAAAGAGAGGAGCUCCUCCUGUGUCAGCAGAGUCCAGAGAUCCAGUGCUUCAGCUGAAGCUAAAGGACAUGUUUGCAGAGCUGCAGUCACACACACCAUAGACCCCGGGUUCGAGGAGCGCUCGAUGAGCUGCAGAUUCUCCACAGCAGACACGCUGUUUGACUGGACAUGACUGGCCAAGAUCUCAACCAACAUCAGGAACUGCUCUCUGGAUUGUUUGCAUUCCAGCUGCAUGUUCCCGAGGCUGAUGUCACUUACAUAGAAAUUGCCACAGUGCACUGCAUUGCCAGCAGGCUUUUGUCAUUCAAGGAUGAAAAGAGCUAGAAACCCUGAGUCUGUGCUGCAGUGUAGAACAGGCUCAAAAACCUGGAAAUAGCUAUAAUAUAUUUACUGGAAGUGGAAGGAAAUGAAAAUAAAGUGAUUUUUUUAUUUUUAUUUUUAUGAUUGAUUGUUUUGUUUUUAUGACUGUUUGUUUUUAUUACGAAUGACUCGUGUGGAGCAUGGACUGCUCUGUAUUUUCUUUAAAAUGACAUUACUGAACAUUUUGAGAUGUCCUUUUGCAAAUUUUACCUUCAUAUGUUUCAGUGACAUUGUCUAGAAUUUGUGUCCAACUUCAAUUUACUCAGAACAUUUAGCUGCAAAACUUCAAUCUUAGUUCAGUUCACUUAUUUAACGCCAAAUCAUAACAGAAGUUAUCUCGUGACACUUGAGACCAUGCUCUUUAUAAUAUUAUUUUAUACAGAGUAACAGCAAUUCCCACCAUGAGCAGGCACUUGAGAAAACUUUUUUGCUGUGAUCUCAAUAGCCUGGAUGUGACUGUAAAUCCCUCCCCUCUUUCCUGUCCCAAUAUAUCCAGUGAAACAUAGAAUAACAUUCUACUCUGACCAAUACACUCCAAAUGUGUAGUACUAUGUGUACUGACAUAAGAUUAUCCAGUAUGUACAGUUUUUAUGUU
Larimichthys crocea (large yellow croaker) is the source of this 1418-nucleotide messenger RNA. It is a transcript of the gene mrps23, whose product is annotated as mitochondrial ribosomal protein S23. NCBI's taxonomy places the organism in Eukaryota, Metazoa, Chordata, Actinopteri, Sciaenidae. Gene Ontology annotation, biological process: translation. Gene Ontology annotation, cellular component: mitochondrion; ribosome. Gene Ontology annotation, molecular function: structural constituent of ribosome. The transcript has 5 exons. Bases 58 to 564 code for a protein of 168 amino acids. The record is from RefSeq and is a predicted model, not a curated record.